Molecule: messenger RNA, 5596 nt
Organism: Anopheles cruzii
Lineage: Eukaryota; Metazoa; Arthropoda; Insecta; Diptera; Culicidae
Gene: Ptip
Product: PAX-interacting protein 1
Exons: 5
Coding region: 1-5433 (1810 amino acids)
Cellular component (GO): MLL3/4 complex
Source: RefSeq, a predicted model, not a curated record
AUGAGCAUCGAUCCGGCAUCGGUCUUCAGCAAUUUGGAGAACCUUCAGCUGAAGAGCGAUUUGUUUCGAAAUGUGAAAUGCUUCGUGACGGGCACCCUAGACCCAAAGAUAAGUAAACUGUUGGAAGAUGGCGGUGUGUCGCUGUCGAGGUUUAUGGACUUUAGCACGCACGUCGUGUGCGGCCUCAACUACGACGAAAACGAUAUAACAGAGGCAGCGGAACUAUACGAUAUUCCGACCGUGACGGAGGCGUGGGUAGUAGCGUCGGUGCACCUCGGGCGGCUGGCCUCGACGAAGGCGUACUUUCCGCUGAAGACGGGCAUUUUUUGCGGUCUGCGAUUCGCCGUCACCCAGCUCGACAGUCGCGAUCUGCGAAGACUCUACGCCGUUCUCACGUUCCACGGCGGAACAUUCAGUGUUCGGCUCGACCGCAACACGACGCACCUGGUCUGUGGCAGCCCACGAGGAGCCGCCUAUAGCAAGGCAGUUGCGUGCGGUACGGGCGUUCAGAUAGUGACCCCCGACUGGGUAGCGGACUGCCUUAAGUCGACCAGCUUGAAACCGGUCGCAGUGUACCAUCCGCGGUUACUGCUCGAGCAAGUAUUCCUCAAGCAAGGCGCCACGGCCAAAGCUCCGACAGAAAAGCAACCCUUGAACAGCAUUUUAGGGUUUGAUUUUGAAGAAGGCAUCGCCAAGACGGAGGUACCCACGCACGGUAGCGGCAGAAAGGAAGAGCCCAAACCGAGGCUGAUUGGCCAACAAGGAGCGGAAAGUACUACCGGAAGUACGAAGCAAAGCGGCCAGGUGUUCUCCACCGCUUCGCGCUACACGAGACCGCAGCAGCAGCAGCAGCAACAACAACAACAAGGACCACAGCAUACACACAGACUACGAGGACCGGCUCCGCAAACUCUCAACACACAGCAACAAAACCAGCAACAGUUGCAAAAAGCUCUGCAAGCUCAACAACAGCAACAAUUGCAGCAGCAGCAAAUGACAAUGAAUUCGACAAAUAACAAUAUUUUGCAGCAAUCGCUGCAACAUCCUACCGCGACCGUGCAACCUCAGCAACAACCGUUGCAACAGACACAAAUUAACUUCCAGCAAUCUGCGUCCCAGAGCGGCACCAUUAUUCAGCAAAUCAUACAAUCCCCACUGCAAAAUACUCCUCAAACGCAGGGACCGCAUCAGCAGCAGCUACCGCAGCAACAGCAACAAACGCCCCAGCAGCAGGGAAAGCAAAAUAUACAGGUUGUCUACAAAAGUGGCCCUAAUCAACAGCAGCAAGGGCAGCUGCAAGUGCAGCAACAGCAACAGUAUAAUCAAACUGCGGUCACCACGGUCGCAACCGGCAUCGAUGGGCAGCAGCAACCGAAGCAGAUCCUUCGCCAAAUAACGAUCAAUCAGAACCAACUCCAACCGGGACAGCAGAUGAUGCAGGGCCAAAUGCAGCAGCAGAUGCAAUCCCAGGCAGCUGGACAACAAACUAUCCAAGUGUCCCAAUCGCAACCGAUGCAGCAGCAAAUUAUUCAGAUGGUCCAGCGAAUUGUGCAGCAGCAAGUCUUUCCGGGGCAGAACAUAGUGAUCGUUAAUCAGUCGACAAACCAACAGCAGAUCAUUUCGGGCCCAGGCGCGCAGCCAAUGAACCCUCAGCAGCGCUUACAGUACAUGCAACAGCAGCAAAAGCAGCAAUUGCAGCAGCAACAUCAACAGAUUGUAGUCAGCAGUUCUGGGCCAAUGUCUACCGCUGCCUCGCAGCAGCAGCAGCAGCAGCAAAUAAUACAGCAGCGCACCGUUGUCGCGGCCCAGGAUAACGGGCAGAGCGUGAUGCUUCAACAAAGGGCGCAAUUACAGCAACAAAUGCAGGGCCAACCGCAGCCGCAACAGCAGCAGCAACUGCUAAUUCAGCAAGGACAGCAACAACCGAUGCAGCAGCAAAUCAUACAAACAUCGGCCGGUGGCCAACAACAAACGAUCGUCGUGCAGCAGCAACCUGGCACGAUGAUGCAGCAAGGCACAAUGGUACAACAGCAAAUUAUUUCAACAUCUCACCAACCAUCUCAGCAACAGCAGCAGCAGCAACAGUUGAUCAUAAAUCAGCAACAAAUCAUACAACAACCGAUGGUGUCGAACCAGAUGCAGCAACACCCUUCACAGCAACAGAUGCUCCAGCAAACGAUCGGCGCGACGGGACCGAUGAUGCAACAGGGAGGUCAACCGAUCAUGCAGCAGCAAAUACUGGGUCCGAAUGGUGCUCCGCAGCAACAACUGAUGGCCGGCGGUAAUGGGGGCGAACAAAUGAUUCAAGCCGGUCUUGGAGGAAACGAAAUGAUGCUACCUCAGCAGCAGCAGCAGCAGCAACCGCAAACGCCUACCCAGCAACCGCCGGGCACCCCGCAACCUUGGGCACCACAGAGUCCCCUCCAGCAGCCGGGAACGCCGUUCCAGGCGCAACAAUCGCCCCAGCAAAUGCAACAAUCUCCGCAACAGAUGCAACAGUCUCCGGUGCAGCAGCAGCAGCAGGGCGCCGGGAUGCUUCCGUCCGGGACAACCAUUGUGCAGCAAACGAUCGUGCAAUCACCGCAGGGCCACCCGCAAGCCGUUCCAGGCCAGCCGGGUGUUCCCGGCCAGCCACAGUUCAUUCGGACGACGUUGCGCCCGCAGGGGCCACGGCAACUAAUUCAGCUCGAUCCGCAGGCCCGUGCCGAGCUGAUGAAGCUUGAUCCGGCCGGACAGCAGGAGUUCAUAAGCCGGUUGCAGGCCAAGCACAAUCACAUGCAAAGGCAGCAGGCCGCAUUUCAGGCGCGCCCCGGUCAUCCUGGAGCUCACCCAGGGGCUCGCCAGCAGAUCGUCAUCCGGAGUCCGAUGCCACCGGGGAUGAAUCAGCAGCAGCAGGUCCGCUGGCUACACCAUCAGCAGCAACAGCAGCAACAACAAAACGCCCGGCAGGUUGUUGUUCGACCGGUAGCCCCCGGGCUGAGUCCGAUCACGCAGCAAACGAUUGGAACUGGCCCGCCCGGAACGCCGUAUCCGAUUGAUCCGAAUGCUUCCGCCCAGCAACAACGGAUGCAGCAACACCGUCUGCUGCAGAUGCAGCUGCAGCGCGAUCAGGUUCAGAAAAACCAACAGCAGCAGCAGCAGCAGCAACAGCAACCGGGAGCACCGCAAAUGGGCGGUCAGAUGAUUUCUCCACGCACUCCUGGAGGUGGCUUCCCGUCGGAAGUGGUCGUCGGUGCCGAUGGAAGUACGAUGGUGGUUCAGCAGCAAACCCUCGUCGGUGCCUCUGGUCAACCUACGGCCGGGCCGGUGCCACAAUCGCCGCAAGACCCCGCCGGAGGCUCACUGCAAGCUCAUCAGCAGCAGCAACAGAUGCAAAGCAAAACGAAAACCGCUUUGGCCAACAUGUUAAGCAAUCGACUGGGAAACGGGGGCACGGUUCCGGGUGGGCCUGUCGGCUCUAGUGGCACUUUGGUCGAUGGUCCCGGACCCGGAGCGGAACCAUCGGCCGCCGGAACACUGCGUCUGAUGACGGCCCAACACAAUGCUGCCCUACAGCAAACGUUGGGCCGAUCGCCGCAGGACAUUCUGGCGCUUCAACAGCAACAGCAAGCCUGUCAACAGCAGCAGCAGCAGCAACAACAGCAACAGCAGCAAAUUCAGCAACACCUUUUGCAUCCUCAACAGCAGCAGCAGCAGCAACAACAAUUGCAGCAGCAGGUUGUCCGCCGCACCCUGGGCAACAUUACCAACAGUGGCGUGGUGCAAUCGCCGCUAGGCCCCGGUGGAGCAGGUCCGGUGGUCAAUCAGAUCAUUCAAUCGUCCGGUGCCGGGGUCAUUCCGGUGCCGGUGCCCGGUGCCGCUGGCCCGGUGAUGAUACAAAACACGGUCGCCGUUGCGGCCGCCGCGAUGAAGGGUGGCGGUCCGGCACAGUUCAGUCCCGGGCGGGCACCGCUGCAUCGGCCGCAGUACUAUGGGCACAAUCCGAACCUGAAGCUGCACCCGGAGCUGUUCCUGCUCGGGUGCACCUUCUACAUCAUCGAGUACGACGAAACGCACAGUGCGGCCGAGAUCGAGGAGUGGAAGAUGAUCAUCAAGAAGCAUGGCGGCGAGAUCGAGUCGUACUAUGGGCCGAAGGUGACGCACGUGCUGUGCCGUACGCAGCGGCACGGCGUCGUAAUGCAGGCCAUUCGCGACGCAAAGCGCUGCAUCACCACCUACUGGCUGAACGACAUCAUCGUGAAGCGCCAGCUGCAGCCCCCGUGGCAGGCGCUCCACCUGCCGACGCCCGCCAUCUUCGGCACGCAGAAGCCGGCCACCAAGCACAACAUGUCGAUCACCGGGUUCGAGGGCGAGGAGCGCGUCCGUAUCAAGCAGAUGAUCGAGGAGUCGGGCGCACGCAUGACGCCGUACUUCUCCAAGUCCAACACCGUGCUGCUGUGCCGGCAGAUUGACAAUCCGAAGUACAAGUUCGCGAAGGAGUGGAACGUUCCGGCGGUCAAUACGAUCUGGCUGAGCGACAUCCUGCUCGGCAACCUGAACGCGAUGCAGCAGUGCGAGGCGCCCAAGUACCAGCAGUUUAACCUGACCUGCCACUUUCGGGUCGACUACAACCUAGUGAUGCACCUAAUGACUGCCUGGAAAUCUCCGAUUAACUUAACUCAGGAAUCGCACGAACGGGUCAAACGGACGCUCAGUGAGCUUCCGCCUCCGGCGACGGGCGUUAAGAAGCCCCGCACGCUCCCAUUGAUGGAGCCCGUUCCGGCGGAAAUCGUCUGUCAACGUCAGCCGGCUAGCGAUGCCGUGCCGAGUGUGCUCUUCUCACAGAUCGACAACACCGAGGGCCUUACCCGAGCCGUAAUAGCGCUCGGGGGUAAGGUGGUGACUGGGGCAACCGAGGCCACGCAUCUCGUGAUGACGCGCGUUGCCCGGACGGUGAAGCUAAUUCUAGCCCUCGCGACCGUGCGCCACCUGCUGAGCAGCAAGUGGUUGUCCGACAGUGCGACGGCCGGCUACUUUCUGCCGAUCGAAGCGUACAAGCUGGACGUGGCCGAACUGAACGAACAGUUCAAGUCCGAUCUGCACCAGGUGCUCGACACGCCGGCACGCACCAAACUGUUCGAGGGCAAAGUGUUUUUCGUUACGCCACAGGUGAAGCCGUCCUGCAAGGACGUCCGGCAGAUGAUCGAGCUCGGCGGCGGUACGGUCGAGAAGAACCCGCGCACGAUCAAGCGCAUCCGGGAGACGAACGCGGAGAAGGCGGGCAGCUACGUGAUCGUCAGCUGCCCGGAGGAUCGCAUCAUCAUUCAGCCGUUCAUACAGAAGGGCAAGCACGCGGUCUGCCAGAUCUGCACCACCGAGUACGUGAUGCAGUCGAUCAUGCAGCAGCGGCUAUCGAUCGAGCCGCACAUCAUCAAGUGGGAGCUCGGGUCCUAGAGCGAUCCGAGAGAACAAAAGCCAUCUCCCGGAGCCCCCCGGGACCGUUGUUCUGCCGUUGGUCGAGCACGGAGAGAGCCAUUUGUUGUGUGUACAUAAGUGGGUGAUGUUGCUUUCGCCCGUGCGAGAAUCCUGUUCGGAGAGUAGAAGAAAAGAGGGGCGG